Messenger RNA from Nicotiana attenuata, 1197 nucleotides. RefSeq lists its product as uncharacterized. Lineage: Eukaryota; Viridiplantae; Streptophyta; Magnoliopsida; Solanales; Solanaceae. The transcript has a single exon. The record is from RefSeq and is a predicted model, not a curated record. The coding region runs from base 1 to 1197 and encodes 398 amino acids.
AUGGAACAGGUCCAUCUAGAAAGGAGUACUACUGUGGAAGUUCCCACUACCAAAUCAAAGGGAAACAGGACUUCUGCCAAGAAGCCCUCCAAGCCAGUACCUGCUGAACCUGUCCUUGCCAAGAGAACAAGGUCAGCUGCAAAAGGAAAACAAGUGAAAAUUGCUGAAGAAGAUGAUGAAUGGAGUGAGGAUGAAGGAGAUGAGUCAGAGAAGGAACAUGACAGAUAUGCCAUGUUUGGCAAGAGGAAAAUUCUAAAAGGGAGACUACUCAAGGACCUGGAGGAGCCAGGUAUGAUAAGGCUUCUGACUGCACUAGAAGCACAGGGCUGGAAGGACAUGGUUCUUCAUAUGGAUGGAAAAUUGGCCAGGAAUGAACUUGUAGAGUUUAUGGCAAAUGGGACAGUGAAGAAUGGGCUGGUGACUAGCACAGUGAAAGGUGUCAAAGUAAAGUUCAAUGCUGCAAAGCUGGGCAAGAUUCUAGACAUCCCUAGUGAGGGAUAUGAUGAUUAUACAAGGCAGAGGUGGCCUUGCCUGGAUGGGUUGCCUACUGAUCUUCAGAUCACAAGGAACUUUUGUGACACCACAACAGAUGAAGAGGUACCUGAGGCCAGGGCAGUUCAGAAAAGUGAAAUGAGGCCAGACCACAAAGUGCUUUUUGAAUUUGUCAACAAAUGCCUUCUACCCAGACAGGAAAGAAGGCAUACAACAAAUUAUAUGGAUCUGGUUCUUAUGCAAUGCCUGAAUGAAGGGAAGCAGAUCAACUGGCCUGCCUUUAUUGUAAAGCUGCUUGAAAGGGUACUCAAUGGCUCAAAAGCUCAUGCCAUUCCCUAUGGAUUUAUCUUGACAACUGUACUUGAAAGAUUGAAUGUUCCCCUGAAAAAGUGGGAAAUGGCUUCGAGCAAAGAGCAUUUUGGCAGCAAAACCCUUCAAGCUUGUGAUUAUAUGCUCAGUACAGCUCCAGUUGAACCUGGUUCUUCAGUAAAAACUCCUGUGAAUAGUAAGGUCAGAGCCUUAAUUCAGGAGGUUGGGGCAAAAGACACUGAGAUAGCAAGGCUUCAGGCCAGAGUUGCUGAAUUGGAGGGAGAAAGGAAUGGGUUGAGAGCUGAACUUGCUAAGGAGAAGGAGAAAAAUGAGAGCAUGCUUCAACAGAUGCUCAAUCUGCUACAAACCCAACCCUCCAGCUCUUCUAAGCCUUAG